CGUACCGCGAAGACGAUGCGCGCGCUGCCCGCUACACAGCAGAUUUUCCUGAAGAUUCCGGACUCGCUGGUGGAGGAUGAGGCAGAGGACGGUGUGUGCCGGUGAGACGAGGUUUUGGUUUCGCAAGUGAACCAGAGUGGGGCCAUUGUCUGUCGCGUCGCGUCGCGUUUCCUCGUCUGUCGCCGCCUCGAGCAGUUGGACUCGGCCGCCUAUUAAUAGACAGCUUCGCGACCGCCUACUGCCUAGCUGCUGCUGGUCAUGGGCAGCUUAUCAAAGAAGGCAAUUGGAGGAAGCAUCCACCGUAUCAGAGAAUUUGAGCUAGAGAAGGUGAGCCUGGCGGAGGAGUUCGACAUCCUGCAGAUCGUGGGCGAGGGCUGGUUCGGCAAGAUCCUGCUGGUGGAGCACCGCGCCACCGACACCGAGAUGGUGCUGAAGGCACUGCCCAAGCCGUACACCGCGCUGCGCGACUUCUUCCGCGAGUUCCACUACGGGCUGCACCUGUCAGCGCACCGCAACAUCAUCACCACGUACGACGUCGCCUUCGAGACGGCCGGCUUCUACGUCUUCUCGCAGGAGUACGCGCCGCUCGGCGACCUCACCUCCAACGUGUCCGAGGCGGGCAUCGGCGAACUGCACACCAAGCGCGUCGCCAAGCAGCUGGCGUCGGCGCUGGACCACCUGCACGCGCGCGAGCUGGUGCACCGCGACGUGAAGCUGGACAACGUGCUGGUCUUCCGGUCGGAUUUCUCGCGCGUCAAGCUCUGCGAUUUCGGCGAGACGCGUCGUGCUGGGACGCUGGUGCGCAGGCGCAACGAGUGGUUGCCGUACUCGCCGCCAGAGGUGCUACUCACCAACACCGACGACACCUAUAAGGCAGAGACGUGCCACGACGUGUGGCAGUUCGGCAUUGUGGUGUUCGUCUGCCUGACGGGGUGCCUGCCGUGGCAGAAGGCGGCGGCCGAGGACCCCCGCUACGCCCGCUACGUGCACUGGCACGGCAGCAACGGCAUGCUGCAGCCCGUGCGCAGGCCCAAGCUGUUCAAGCAGCUGUCGUCGCGCGCGCAGCGCCUCUUCCGGAAGCUGCUGGAGCCGCGCCUGGACAAGCGGCCGAGCGAUCUGCGUGACCUGCACCGCUUCCUCGAGGACCGCUGGCUGGGCCGCGCGCCCACCGACACCCGGCAAGGAGGUGAGGACGACGAGCUGUGCCCAUCCAUGUACAGCUUCCACAGCAGCCAGGAAGAGAAGGACAAGCUGCUUUACACACUUACUCAGUACGGCAUUGAAACAACAGUUGAUCGAUCUACCAAGAAGGACCGUAUCCGUGAUUGGAUACAGAACAGUGUGAUAGAAGAGGAGGAGGAGGAGGAAGACCUAGGUGAUGAAGAAGCUUUGCUUGCUGAAGAAGAGGAGGAAGAAAGGGCAGCAGUGAUGGAGGCACGGCGUGGCCCUCUCGAGAACGGUGUCUGUGUAUCUGGCUCUGCGAGCCGAUCUGCCAGCCACUGAUACCUGCAAAAAGUCACACCAGAUGUGUGAGGCUCCCAGGGGGAUGAUAAAAGUCUAGAAGCUGUGACACACACAGCUGCAUCUAAAUUGCUUACAGAGCUUGAAGGUGCAGUUACAUUGUGAUCCAGCACUACAAGUGGCUUCUUAAAGAGGAGUCAGAAAUCAAAUGGAACACCAUAUUGUGAGCUGAAAUGCUCAUCUCAGUAUGAAAUGCUCUACCUGGCUGCGAUGGUGAGCUUAAUCAUUAUUUGUCUCAAAGUAAGUUUAUUUGAAUGGACAAUUUAUAGACUUAUUUGGCAAAAAUAUCAUUAUUGUUUGAUGAUCACUAUUCUUUUCAGUGGAAAUGAAUAUGGUAUUUGAAAACUUGUGUUACCUGGAUGAAGCAUAAUUUAUGAUAAAUGUGUACAGUUUUGCAAAUACUGCAACAGUUACAUGUAUGAGGAGGAAUAUUAUGUAAUGACUAAAGGAUAUCAGAAGAAAGUAUAAUUGUUAGUUAAGAGAGAUUUAAAGUAGAUGUCCACUCCUACCAGCAACAACCUUAAAUGGUUUAUGAUGUGGACAGAUUAUGUGCUCUUACGUAUACAAAUGGAUAUAAACUUUUGUGAACAGCUCUGACUGAAAAUCGAUAUAUAUAAUUGAGAAUGUAUUAAUCGUUAGUCAUAUUAUUAAUUUUAAUAAAAAAUCAGAUUUUUUUACAUUAAGUACCACACACUAAAAUGUUUGUGCAUAUUUACAUGAUAAAAGAACUUUUUGAUUUCUAUUCAAGUGUAUCUCCAAAACCAGUUUACAAAAUAGAACAAGAAGUUCUUCCCUUAGAGGUACUCAUUCUACCCUCUUAACAAAACUGUUUUAUCUCUGUGAUCCCCUUUGUACAGAUGCCUGGUUUGCAUGCUUUCUUAAAACCACACUGACUGCAAUGAAUCAGAUAAAAACAUGAGUUUUCUAAUCUUCUUCAAGAAGAAAUACCAGAAUAAUUAUUUGAAGGAGAAAAUGCAAAAUUUUACUCUUAAAGUUAAAAUGAGAAAGAUUUUACUGCUUUGCUCGAGGAAUUUAAUUAGUUAGUUGAAUCAUUUUAGAUAUGCAGCUAAAUAGAGAAAAUGUUGUAUAACACACAAUAGAGUGUUACAAGAUUGGUAGCAGUCUGUUGUAAUACAAUGUGCAGCUGACUAAAAGAGGCUUAAGGCUCACUUACAACUAUGCCAUGAAUGAAUGAUUGAAUUACUGUAUGAUUCCACCUUCAGUCCUGAUCUUUCUACUUAAUGUAGUUUCUGUCUCACAUGAGGAACUCAAAAAUCUUUGUCAUACAUCUCACACACUUUCUUUUGUUGGUAAAAUGUUGUUCCUUUCUACAGAAUGCUGAUGCAUAGAAAAUGCUGUGCUGCAACCUUCAUUACAUACUAUACUAUCUUCACUUCAUAGCCUAUUUUUGUAAAAAGGGACAACUGACAAGAUCAUACCAUGUGAAGAAAUACAAAAUGUGUAGGAUAUCAAAGAGAAUUACAUGACCACUCUACCAAGAAUGGUAAAUGAAUAAAUCAAUGAAAAACUAUGAUAAAAAGUAAAGAUGGCAGUUCUGGAUUGCUUCCAAAAGUAGGAGAAAUAAAGUAACUAACACAAAUUAUUGAUAAUUAAGGAAAAGAUGAAAUAUAGAGAGUCAAUGAGAAAGCAUGGACAGUGGGAUAGGCCCCUAAUAUGACAUUGGAGAAAUUUCACCAAAACUUUAGUAUGCAGAUAAUGAAGGUACCACAGUUCUCUGUUAAGUUUUGACAUUCUCACUGCAGUCACCAUUCUAUGCUCUAGCAAAAUGGGAUGAUAAGGAUAUAUGACUUUCUAGGAAAAUGUAGGAAGAACAUUAUGUAUAGAUGAUGACUACCAAAGAAACAUAAGGCACAUCUGUACUUCUGGUAUUUUCUCCACACAUGGAUGAUAAAAAUUGAGUUAGGAGCAAAAUUGGAAAGCAGAAAUUUAUCAUCCGACAUCAUCUUGCAGUAUUUCAGAAAUUUUAGAGUAGUACUUUCACAAAGAAAAUGUGGUAUGACCUAUAUCACACAGAGAAAAAGAGCCAGUGUGAUGUUGAAAAGGAAGACUAUAAUAAGAGAAAUGUUUGUAACUACUCUUAAUAAGCAACCAAAAACUGGUAAAUGUCGGAGGUCAGAAACUGAACAUCUGAAAGCAUGCAAAUGAUGUAGAUAUAUGUCACAAUGAUUGAUUCCAUGCAAUGGUUUAUUUCUGUGUUACAAUAUCACCAAACAUUCCCUUGUCGUACCAUUGAAAGUUUUUAGACCUGGAAUUUAUACACUUGCAACUGCAUCACAGAAGAAUGCAUAUUUGGAGCUCACUAAGUUGUUUUUCUUUAUCUUUUUGUGUCUUCAAUAUGUAAUUUUACGUAUGUUACCAAUGACAGAGCAAAUAUAGCCUUAUCUAUGCCCCAUAAAUGUUUAUACAGUGUUGCAGAAUACUGAAGUCCAUGGUGCUAUAUAUCACACCACAGUAAAAUAUUAAGUUGAAUACAUACAAUUUGUCACUAUCUUUAUAGCUAAGAUAUAACUGAUGCUAAAAUUUCUCUUCGUGACAUUUCCAAGGUAUAGGUGAAUUUUAGGUAAGCCUGUUCUUAAACUGCUUUUUAAAAGUUCCUUCAGUUAACAUUUUCAACUAUAUAUGACUUCUCUUAUAAAAUCACUUUACAUUCAUUUGACUGAAAAGUAAUACAUUUGUGCUGAUGAUUUUUUAUGUAACAAAAAUUUUCAAAAUUUAAUAUUUUUCACUUCUGGUGUGUAUACAGCAUCAGUUUUUUUCUUCAUAUUCCUUUUCAAAUGAACUUCCCUAACAUUACUUUUGUUUAUAAUAGAAUUAUAUUUAUGCUGGGAGGCAUACUAGCUCUUUUUUUUCCAGGCAGUUCAUCACAACAAAUUUGUGGUACCUAUCUGAAGGACACAUAGUUUUUGACAUGGAAAAAAAUUAUAUUUAUAUGUCAGUGUUUCAGAUUAUGGCUACUGCCACUGAAAAGAGAUGUUGGGAAUUCAGUGUUGAAUAGGUGUAUGGGAAAGAAGAUGUGAGCAAAGAGCAUAUAAGAAUGAAAAGUAUAACUAACUGCUUCCACUUUUGUAUCAUCUAUUCUUUUGCAUGGCAGCACAAAACUGCGUAUUGUCACCUAGUCCACGGUAAGUUGCCAUCUAGUCACCAGAGAAACAAACUUGAUUGCUUGAUUGCCCAAAAACUGAUGUGAGCCAUCUGCUGACCAUUUCUCAUUGUAUCAUAUUAUUUUCUACUUUCCAUGGAACAGAAAUUUGCAAAUAGAAAUUUUUUGCUGUUUCUGAUUUACAUUAAUGGUAACUGCACCUCCUACAACACUUCACCAAUGAAAAGUCACAGCCUUGUAAGUGACUGUAAAGGUUACUGAACUCUCGCCCAAAGUGAGAGUUUAAGUAUUUAUUUUCUCUCUGAGCACAGAGAGAUCUAGAAAACAACACUUUCAAUGAAAUUUAAUUCUUUAUGGCAAAGCUCCCAACCAGCAUUUUAGUCGAAAAGUUUUCAUGCAUGUCUAGCUAUGAAAAUAUUACACAGUUAUUAGUAACUGGUCAUAGGUCACUGUUCUCACCUGAAUAAAAAAAAAAAAAAUCACGUUUUGUCAGAUGUUUCUUGUCAAGGCAAAACUGAAGCCAUCAUCAACUUUAAGGUUGGUUUGAACAUCUCAGCACUUUACUAGGCCUUGUAAUACUGGAGGUGGUAUGACAUUUCCUCUAUUCGACUUUUAAACUGGCCUGCUGAGUCAUUUAUUGGAGGACUAAUGGGGAACCUACAAUUUAAUCAGAACGACAAUAAAAUUUUACAUUUUUCACUUUAACAAAUGUAUACCAGAGGUAAAAGAAGUAAUCAGUGACAGAUAAAAACCCUUGAAUUGAAUGAGGAUUUAAACCUUUGGAUUUGUAAUCUGGCAUCUAUUUAGCCAUUGAGCCUUUCUGUUACAACACCAUGGCUGUCAGUUUAUUUUACUACAGUCCAUGCAAAAUUACCAAAUUCUGUGUAUUCUCCUCCUGUGUAAUUGCAGCUCCUGUAUAAUUCUGGCAAGUCUGUGCUUUCUUGUCUCUAUUAGUGGCAUUUAACUUCCAUCCACAACUAAACUUAUUGGUAGUGAUAUUUCUUGUUCAACUCUUUAUAAUCUUCUAUACCAUAAGAACAUGUACAGCAGAAUGCAUAGUUUUGCCAACAAGGCCAAAAUUUGAAAAAAAGAGCUUUACUUCUGGUCAACUGAAUUUACUGUAACCACACACAUACAUGUAUAGGUAUAAUAUAUAAUAUGUUUUAUUAUUACAACUACAGAAAGAGAUCAGAUUACUUUCUGCCACUUGAUGUACAGUUGGAAAUUACUGAAAGCACUAGUUUAAUUAUUGUCACUGUGGCUCAUUUGAAGCUUUUGAGCAUCAAAAUAAUGAGUAUUAAUUACUUUCCAAAACCAGAGCACUCAAAUUUUUCUUUGAGUGACAUUACAAAGGACUUAAAGAUUCUUUUAAUCAAAAAGACAAAGGAGAAAAUUCUGUGACAAACAUACGACAACAGAAAUCAAAUCUACGUUUAUACUUUGCAACCAAUUUGAAGUGUGUGUCAGUUUCAAUGACCUUAAAAGGUCAUAACUUAAAUGCAUGACAUAUUCAAUGGGUUAUAAUUUCUAUAGUGUGACCUUACAUAACAUGCACCACUAGAGGCAGAGAUAAGUUCAUUCAAGAAUCAAGCGAGAAUAUUUCCACAUACCUUUUCUACACUUUACACAAAUACUAUAAUUACAUUUGCUCAAAGCCAAAUGGACUCAUUUUCUGGAUUUAUACAUCAAAUUAAAAGGAAACUUGAUUAAUAAAAUUGAGAAGUAAAUAAAUACUGUGAUGGAAAUACAGCAUCCAACACCUGACUUGUAAGGAAGAAACAGUUGUUAAAAAUAGUAAAGAUAGAAAUAACUAGAAAAUUAUCCAGUAAAGUUAGAAACUGACUGAAGAACUCAUUCCCAGAACUGUGGUGGUUUUGUAUGAAGUUAUGAAGAUAUAGCAUGUGGUGAUAUACAAAGACUGUACUUUGUACUCAUAAGGGUUUAACAGGUUGUCUCUUUCCCUCAUUCCAUUUUUCCAUUGUUGUUGUACAUUUGGCUGUUUAAAUUUGUUGUACAUAGAUUUUAACUCAUUCUGAAACACUGUGUUAUAUGUGAUUCUAUGACUGUUUUUAUUAAAGACCAAAGCCUUGUUUUCAUAGUU
This is a messenger RNA of Schistocerca serialis cubense, 6743 nucleotides long. RefSeq names its product serine/threonine-protein kinase meng-po. Gene Ontology annotation, molecular function: protein serine/threonine kinase activity; ATP binding. The transcript has 7 exons. Lineage: Eukaryota; Metazoa; Arthropoda; Insecta; Orthoptera; Acrididae. Gene Ontology annotation, biological process: peptidyl-threonine phosphorylation; peptidyl-serine phosphorylation. The record is from RefSeq and is a predicted model, not a curated record. The coding region runs from base 259 to 1503 and encodes 414 amino acids.